This is a messenger RNA of Pomacea canaliculata, 1917 nucleotides long. Its product is annotated as ectoine dioxygenase-like. The record is from RefSeq and is a predicted model, not a curated record. Lineage: Eukaryota; Metazoa; Mollusca; Gastropoda; Architaenioglossa; Ampullariidae. The transcript is spliced from 10 exons. The coding region runs from base 171 to 1052 and encodes 293 amino acids.
CAGAGAUGUAGGUUAUCUGGGGCGCCUGCAAUGUCAUGGCCGCGGCCUUGGAGAGGAACCACCCAUGGAGGGGUUCGGGAACAAACCGACAUAUCCUAGGUCACAAUCUGACACACUGAGACUCAAAGACUGCUUCACGCCGUCCAGAGGUCAUCCACGACAUCGUCAUCAUGGCGCAGCCGAAAGUGUUCCACUGUGACCCGAGGAACUUUGAGGUCACCGAGGAAAUGAUCGAAUCCUUCAACACCCGCGGCUACGUCUUUGUCAGAGGGUUUCUUGAUAAAGAGGAGCUGGAGCAGCUGAGGAAGACUGUGGAGGACACAGACCUCUUUGUAAAGCCGUUCUUCGCUCUGCUAGAUGACACAGGCGGCAAGACUGAGAGGUGCAUUUGGCGUCAUCCCGGAAAUGACGUCACAGGGAUCAUUGCUAGGAGCGAAAAGGUCGCGGGGACAGCCGAACAGCUUCUUGGGGGAGAGGUCUACCAUUAUCACUCCAAGCUGAUGACAAAGGCCCCCAGGGUAGGCGGCAGACACCUGUGGCACCAAGAUUACGGUUACUGGUACCAAAAUGGCUGCCUCUUUCCCGACAUGCUCAGCGUCCUCAUUCCCAUAGAUCCUUGCGGGAAGAUCAAUGGCUGUUUGGAGGUCCUGGAGGGUUCGCACCUCAUGGGGCGCCUGGACCAUAGUCUGAGGUCAGGCCUACAGGGCUGUGACCCUGAGCGAAUAGAGCAGGUGAAGACUCGCUGCCCUCACAUGUACGUGGAGAUGGAUCCAGGUGACGCCAUAUUUUUCCACUGCAACUUGCUCCACUGCAGUGGCAACAACCUCUCCGACACCAAACGCUGGGUCCUCAUCUCCGCCUAUAACAAGGCCAGCAACGAUCCUGUCAAGAAACACCACCACCCAAACUACACCAAACUUGAAAAGGUGCCAAAUUCCGCUAUUCGGGAGUGUCGGAACUACACAGACCUCAGCGGCAAAGAAUUUACCGAUCCUCGGACCAGCGGGGACACGACCAUCAACAUCAACUUUGGCAAGUCGUCUGCUCUCUAGACAGGCUGCACUGUACCGAUACACAAAACCAAAAUGUAAUUGCACGAAGGGGAAAUUUCCGAUGAACUUGAAUUUAAUGUGCAAAGUUGUUUAUUGUGUUGCUAUCCGUGUUCAGCUAUUCUGCAAGCUGGAGCUUUUGUUCUUUUUACUGCGAUUUUUCUGUAAACAGACACCGACUUGUCAUCUGAAGUUUGUUUAUAAUCUCUUUUAUCCAAAUCUCUCAAUACACUAACUGCUUUCAGGAGGCCACACGACGCAUGCGCACUGAGUAUUUCAUAGUUGGCGUGUCAGAAAUAUCUUUCUUAUGCGUUGGCCCCUCCCCACUCCCUUAUCAUGGACAAUGCUCUUUUCAUCAUUGACUGUUCCACCACAGCACACAGCAAUGCUCUGUAAAGGUCUUUAGUGCGGGUGAAGGGUCAAGGAGAAAGAUAAUAGUUCUCAUUAUUCAUGGCUCAUUUUCUCCUCACAAAGCCAAGCCCGUGGUCAAACAAAUCUCUAUUCUGACCGUCUUUUAUUCCAGACACUCGGUGUGUGUUGUCACACAUCAAAACUUUGAAGUGCAUUAACAAUUCUGUUGUUCUGGUCAAAAGGAGUGUGACAUGAGGCUGAUUCUUAUUGAAGUCACACGCACAGACAUUGAUAAACAUAGACCGAGCAUUGGCUAGUGUCCACGGUCAGGGGAAGCCAUCUUGGUCAUCCGUUGACUGUUGAUCUUAUUGAGUUUGCUGUGUUGAGUUAUCACACUUGAGAAAAGGAUUUGUAAAUUUAAUAAACAAGUAAUCAAACCGAACCUGUCUUUCUACGUUUACACUAAGCUCUAUUUUCUUAACUGAGAAUUUAAACAAUAAAGACAUAUUACCUGUAA